AUGGCGUUAUUACCACUUCUGAUCAUCCCCGGUGAUGUGAAGACGUGCGUGGUGGCCCUGUCUUACCUCGUCUACCCAGCUCUCGGCAGUUUGUUGCGGGCAGGGACAAUGUUGGAUGAGGAGGAGAAUCAGCAGUGCCUCUACGAUUGUACGGGUGGGGUGGCUUCUGCUGCUUAUAUGAGACACAUUAGUUCGAUUGCGGACGUCAGACGACCUUUUUUCUGUAUUUCUAAGAAGAAUUGA
Molecule: messenger RNA, 243 nt
Organism: Necator americanus (New World hookworm)
Lineage: Eukaryota; Metazoa; Nematoda; Chromadorea; Rhabditida; Ancylostomatidae
Exons: 1
Coding region: 1-243 (80 amino acids)
Source: RefSeq, a predicted model, not a curated record